CAGCUCCGGGCACUGCCCGCGGUCGCGCGUGGGGUCGUGCGCGCGGUGUGGGCGGGGGGAGAGGGGAAGCGCGCGCCCCCCGCCGCCGAGCCCGCGCGCCCGCCUAGGGUGGUGGCCGCGAAGGCCAGCAGAGGGUAGGGGGUCGCCCGCGGCCGGCGCCUCGGGACUCUUAUUGUGACAGGGUGGCGCGCUGUGCUUAGUCACCGUGACCCGCGCGCGCGGCGGAGGCGGAGGCAGAGCGCGGCCAUGGCGGGGUGAGUUCGCCGCUCCAGGCCGCGGCCCGGGACCAGGCCCUGCGGGCUCUCCAGGCGUCAGGGCUGCGCCUCCGAGCGGCGGGGAGGCCGCUGGAGCAGGCACCGGGUACUGGGCGGCCGCUGCACAGCUCCCCCACCCCCCCUGCGCCACGCCAGGCCCGAGCUCCGGCAGUGUGGUCACGCGUGACAGUCGCUCCCUAACGGGGGCCCCUUGAGCAUUUCAUCCUCCCACGGUGGUCUAAUAGACAUAACACUCGGGGACGCGACUCCAGGCUGAGCCCCAGAACCUGGGGAGCCAGCUGCAGACUCUCUCUGUCUCCCCACAUCAUCUUUGAAAGCAUAAUUCCUCCCCUGGCCCCAGGCCUUUUCUGUCUUCCUGCUAUGUCUCUGGAGCUCAGAACAGUUCCAAGUACAUAAAUGGCAGAAUCUGUAAAUUUUGGUGAGAUGUUGAAGAAAGGAAUUUGGCAUGUUGGAUGAAGGGGAGGAAAGGAUGGCUGGAACAGAGUGAAGAGGGCCCUAACCGCUAGUGGAGGAUCUGUAUCUUGUCAUCAGGAACCCCAUGCAGGAACCCAAGCCUAGCGGGGCUCCCCGCGGCAGCCAGUUCCUGCCCCUGUGGUCAAAGUGCCCCGAGGGGUCAGGGGACGCAGUGAUGUAUGCCUCCACGGAGUGCAAGGCGGAGGUGACGCCCUCGCAGGAUGGUAACCGAACCUUCAGCUACACACUUGAGGAUCACACCAAGCAGGCUUUUAGCAUCAUGAACGAGCUUCGGCUGAGCCAGCAGCUCUGUGACGUGACCCUGCAGGUCAAAUAUGAGGACAUCCCAGCUGCCCAAUUCAUGGCUCACAAAGUGGUGCUGGCCUCCUCCAGCCCGGUCUUUAAAGCCAUGUUCACCAACGGGCUUCGGGAGCAGGGCAUGGAGGUGGUGUCCAUCGAAGGCAUCCACCCUAAGGUCAUGGAAAGGCUUAUUGAGUUCGCCUACACCGCCUCCAUCUCCGUGGGGGAGAAGUGUGUGCUGCAUGUGAUGAACGGGGCGGUCAUGUACCAGAUUGACAGUGUAGUCCGAGCCUGCAGCGACUUCCUCGUGCAGCAGCUGGACCCCAGCAAUGCCAUCGGCAUCGCCAACUUCGCGGAGCAGAUCGGCUGCACUGAACUGCACCAGCGUGCCCGGGAGUAUAUCUACAUGCACUUCGGGGAGGUGGCCAAGCAGGAGGAGUUCUUCAACCUGUCACACUGCCAGCUGGCCACGCUCAUCAGCCGUGAUGAUUUGAACGUGCGCUGCGAGUCCGAGGUGUUCCACGCGUGCAUCGACUGGGUCAAAUACGACUGCCCGCAGCGGCGCUUCUACGUGCAGGCACUGCUGCGGGCUGUGCGCUGCCAUGCGCUCACGCCGCGCUUCCUGCAGACGCAGCUGCAGAAAUGCGAGAUCCUGCAGGCCGACGCGCGGUGCAAGGACUACCUGGUGCAGAUCUUCCAGGAGCUUACACUGCACAAGCCCACGCAGGCGGUGCCCUGUCGCGCGCCCAAGGUGGGCCGCCUCAUCUACACGGCCGGCGGUUACUUCCGACAGUCGCUCAGCUACCUGGAGGCCUACAACCCGACCAAUGGCUCCUGGCUGCGCCUGGCAGACCUACAGGUGCCGCGCAGCGGGCUGGCAGGCUGCGUGGUGGGAGGGCUGUUGUACGCUGUGGGCGGCCGCAACAACUCUCCGGAAGGCAACACUGAUUCCAGUGCCCUGGACUGCUACAACCCCAUGACCAACCAGUGGUCACCCUGUGCCUCUAUGAGCGUGCCACGCAACCGCAUCGGUGUGGGGGUCAUAGAUGGCCACAUCUACGCUGUCGGGGGUUCCCACGGCUGCAUCCACCACAGCAGCGUGGAGAGAUAUGAGCCAGAGCGGGACGAGUGGCACCUAGUCGCACCAAUGUUGACACGGAGGAUUGGCGUGGGCGUGGCAGUGCUCAAUCGCUUGCUGUAUGCAGUGGGGGGCUUCGAUGGGACUAACCGGCUUAACUCAGCAGAGUGUUACUAUCCAGAGAGGAAUGAGUGGCGGAUGAUUACCCCAAUGAAUACCAUCCGGAGUGGGGCCGGGGUCUGCGUGCUGCACAACUGUAUCUAUGCAGCAGGGGGCUACGAUGGGCAGGACCAGCUGAACAGCGUGGAGCGUUUUGACGUGGAGACAGAGACCUGGACUUUCGUAGCCCCUAUGAAACAUCGCCGCAGUGCGCUGGGGAUUACCGUGCACCAGGGCCGGAUCUACGUCCUUGGAGGCUACGAUGGCCACACUUUUCUGGACAGUGUGGAAUGCUAUGACCCAGACAGUGACACUUGGAGUGAGGUGACACGCAUGACAUCUGGCCGCAGCGGGGUGGGUGUUGCUGUUACCAUGGAACCCUGUCGGAAACAAAUUGAUCAACAAAACUGUACCUGCUGAAGCACUUGGAAUACCUGAGCACUGACAACAGGACAGAAAAACAGUCUGUGUAUCGCUGCUGUCUCUGUACUAAAGAAAAAAGAAGAACAAACCACAAACAGAAAACACAGGGCAGCAGAGGCGGCAGAAGUAGUCGUCCCCUCUUCCAGGAAGGGCUGCUGGGAUGCCUUGUAAAGGACCUUGUGGAAGACCAGAACUCAAAUCCAUGGCCCCAUCUGUCAUAGCCCUGGAGCAUCCAAGUCUGACGUCUGGGAUAGGGUAUGGGUGGGGCACCCUCACAGGUGAGAGGCCCCUGAACUCCCACCGCCAGCACCUAGACCCCCUUUCAUGGGGGGACAGGCAAAGCAGGAGAUCACAUGUUUUUUCUUUGGUGAUCACUUCCAGUGGACAAGGGGAAGAAAGGACAGCUGAGGCCAAGAGGCUGGGGCUCCCCCUGGAGUUGGGGCCCUAGGGGAAAAGCCUGCACAGAGAAACCUCUGGGCUGUAAGCCCUGAACAGUUAUUUUGUUAAAUAACCCUGUAACUUUCCCAUGGGAAUAAAGAAUGGAGUAGGCAGUGUCUUGCACACAGGUCCUCAGAGGGCGGUUGGAAUCCCUCAGGGAGACAGCUCUUCUAUUGAAAUACACACAGAUCCUGAUGGGGCUGGUAUCUGAAACCCGGCUAUUGUCUCUGCUUGCCAUUGUGCAUUCUGCUCAUAUAGGGCAUCCUUCUCCCUCGUGGGACACAUAGUUAUCUGUCAGGUUCAGGGCAUUAGAAGCCAAUGACCUAACUUCUGUGCCACUUCUCCUAGGGCCUCCUGUGUUUAGCUUUAUUUCAAGAAGGGCUCAUAUAGUCCAGGAUAGCCUUCAGUUCAGACCCUGAAUUCCUGAUGCUGCCACCUGCCCCAGCCUCCUGAGUGCUGUAUACCACAAUCCCUGCUUCCUGCUUCUCCUUUUUGUACCCAAGCAGGAAAAUAAAGAUUUCUGGGACGU
Mastomys coucha (southern multimammate mouse) is the source of this 3655-nucleotide messenger RNA. It is a transcript of the gene Keap1, whose product is annotated as kelch like ECH associated protein 1. Gene Ontology annotation, molecular function: transcription factor binding. Bases 814 to 2685 code for a protein of 623 amino acids. The record is from RefSeq and is a predicted model, not a curated record. The transcript has 7 exons. Lineage: Eukaryota; Metazoa; Chordata; Mammalia; Rodentia; Muridae.